This is a messenger RNA of Nematolebias whitei (Rio pearlfish), 2506 nucleotides long. RefSeq names its product golgi membrane protein 1 (gene golm1). Bases 2 to 1222 code for a protein of 406 amino acids. Lineage: Eukaryota; Metazoa; Chordata; Actinopteri; Cyprinodontiformes; Rivulidae. The record is from RefSeq and is a predicted model, not a curated record. The transcript has 10 exons. Gene Ontology annotation, cellular component: Golgi apparatus.
UAUGGGUGGGUUGGGAAAUGGCCGUCGAGGAGGAAGAUCCCCCCCUCUGAUUAUUUCAGCCCUAAUCGCCUGUAUUUUAGUCCUGGGCUUUAACUACUGGGUGUCCAGCUCCCGCAACCUGGAGCUACAGACCAAGCUGUAUGAACUGGAGGGCCAAGUGAGACGUGGGGCAACAGAGAGGGAGAUUAAGAAGAGCGAGUUCCAAGAGGUCCAGAAACAGAAGGGUCAGAUAGAAAGCUUUUACAAGAGACAAAUAGAUGGAGCCCAGCUCACCUGCAGCCAGGACAAGGCCAAACUGCAGCAGAACAUUUCCUCAAGCACUAAAACAAUUCAGGAACUCAAAGGUAUUGUGAAUCAGCUGAAUGAUGACUUGGGAAGGCUUCAGAAAGAGCUGCAGAGUUGCCAAGACAACAUAAACAGCCUCAACAAAAAAUUAACUUAUGACAUGACUCAGUGUGAAUCCAGGGUCCAGACUCAGAUGGAGUUGUGUGAUGAGAAAGUGGCUGCUGCUAAACUUGAAGUUCAGAAAAAAAUAGAGCAACUCAAACUUCCUUCAAGUGUCUCUGCACAGCAGAAAGACACAGGAAAGGAAACGGUUAACGAAGAGACAACUGUCAAAAUUGUACCCAGUGAAGAUCAAACUACAACAGUUGUAAAUCACACGUCAAGCAGCCCUCAGCUUAAAGAAAACGAAACCCCAAAUUCAUUCACUAAUGAUAUCAUCAUUGAUCAAGAUUCUGAAGUUUUUGAACAGUCUCCAACAAAGGAUCUCUCUAAAAUGGCGAUCAAGUCUGUUUCUUUAGCUUCUACAGUGAAGAAGAACAAACUGCAGCUUGGAGACGAAGACAUCAGAACUGAUGAAACUGAGGCAAAGACCAGCAAAGAUCUGAAUAAUAAUCUGACUGAGGAUAAAGACAUGGAGGUGAUGGAUGCUCACGAUGAAGGAGCUCAGACAAAAGAAGCUGACCCUGGCAUGGAGGGUAUGUUGAUUGAUCAAGGGAUGCCAGAUGAGACACUUGUAGGUCAGAAACCUGAAGAACCAGAGGAAUAUGAUGCAGAUGAUCAGGUGGUGGGUGGAAUGGAUUUGGAGAAAGAACAGAGGGGUAAACCAGCAGAAAAUAUAGACAAGGACAUGGAGGAGGAGCUGGCUGACUACAAUGGGGAUGAUGAAAAUGAAGGAGAGUUUGAAGCAGACAAACAAGAAGCACUUGCUCAAAUCUAAGAGAUCGAGCUGAUUAAUGAUGCUGCGCAUCAGAGUGGAAAAGCUGUGCCACAUCAAGAAAACACUCCGAAAACAAAACGGUUUUAUUUGGAAUUUUUUUAAUGGAAGAGCUCUGAGCGAUCCCCUCGCCCCAUACUCUUAUGGGAAAGUGUGUAAUUUUACUUUUUUUUUUUUGCUUCGUCUCCAAUGUUCAGUUCUCAUAGAGGAUUGCAGGGAUGACAAAAUAAAUCUUGAAACGUAGCGCCAUUUGGCUUUAAAAAGUAAAACACCUCAACAUGAUGAAAAUUAAAAUAAUUUAAUGAUGUGUUGACGAGUGUUCUGUUCAGUCGGUGACAGCUGUGAGCUGUGUUGACUGAAUCACCACAGAAAAUAAUAAACGCUGUGUUUACUGUUACAUUGUUCGGUUUGCAAAAAAGUUGAAAUGGGUUGAAUUAAUGGACAUUUUUCAAACAUGAUUGGGAAAAAACAAAUUACUUAAAGGUCUUUUCAUCACUGUUGCAUCGUUUUCAAACUAAGAUCAUUUCUUUUCAGCUUAUGAUUGUUGAAAUGUUCAGGCGUUGUAUUCACAGCAAGACUUUAAAGGUGGAAUAAUUAUCGCUUUCUACUUUAAGUAUCAAGGGCAAGGGAAAAACAAACAGCUGGACAAGCUUAAUCUCUAGAUCUUACAUGUUGCAGCUGCAUGCCUUAUCUGUUCUGUCUAACCAGUUUUUCCAACAUCAAAUGCUACAGGCUCAGUGGAGGGCGACAAAAGGAUGUUAACGAAAGGACGUGAACUGUCUUUCCCCUGCUAAGUUAAUCAGACUGAAACAAGCUGACAAAAUAGACACACCUUUAUUGACCAAGUUUGUGUGCACAAACAAGUGAUUUGACUUUGAUUUCAAAUAUGAGAAUUUUUUUGAAUUCCUGAAAGGUAAUGUUCAUUUCUGCUAGAAAUGAACAUUGUGUUUUGCGGCUGCUUUAGGCCAAUGUGCAUAUUUCAGUUGUAAUGUUUAGUUUAUUCAGUAAUUUCAACGUAAAGCAACAUUAAACUGGAAACUGUUCGGGUAAGUGCAAAUAAAAUCCAAGUUUAUCGAGCAGAGUUUAACAAAAAAUAAUUUGUGGUGGUGGGAUAAUUUGUUGCCUUGUGUUUUAUACAGGACAAGAGAUGUAUUUAAUCUUCAUUAUUGCUUUUUUGUUUUGUAGACGUGGGGAAAUUUAGAGUGAAAACCUACAGGAGCUCAGUUUAUUUUCAUAAUGUUUGGAUUAUCAUGAGUAGUACAGUUCAUGAUUUCAUAAACUUGUAGC